Punica granatum (pomegranate) is the source of this 889-nucleotide messenger RNA. The record is from RefSeq and is a predicted model, not a curated record. NCBI's taxonomy places the organism in Eukaryota, Viridiplantae, Streptophyta, Magnoliopsida, Myrtales, Lythraceae.
GUCUUCCCCGGCGUUACCCUCUCUGAGAGGUGAGGUCGUAACCCUAGCCUCCGUUACCUUACAGGGAGAUUUCACUGAUAGAAGAAAGACAGAGCGAGCGCGAGAUAGAGGGAGAGAGGGUCGGCUGCUACCUGCGGGGAAUUUGGGAAGGCAAACUUGAACAGAGUUUUAUUCUCUGUUUCUCCCGUGCUGGUUUGGAAGUUCUCAAAUUGUCCACCGACAUAAGCUUCACAUUCAGCAACAAUGGGAAAGCCAGGCGCCAGGUCAGAUUUGCCAUCGAAAGCCGACCGCAAGUUCGAGAAGAAACUCGAGUUCUAUUCCAAGGUUAGAGAUACUGUUGCUUCUCUGACUGCCACGAAAUCCAUUACCAAGAAGAAGAAACUCAGGAGCCGGCAAAAGAAGCUGAGAGCCUAUGACCUCUCCACGCUCUCAGAGUCCCUUCCCGAGCUGAAGGGACCGAAGCGGCCACCUCCUACACCUAAGUUUAAGCUGAAUUGCAAGUCCAGGACAGAACUAGUGGUGAAUGAGUCCAAGAGGUUGAAGGAAGUUCUUAGUGAUCGAGCUUACCAGGAGGACCCGUUGGGCUAUAUUUAUCAACAUUUGCAGAGGACACUACCAAUAACAGAGGAGAAACCAAAGAAUAACUCUAACAAGGAUGGAGGGAAGAAGAAGAAGAAGAAGAAGAAGAAGAAGAAGGCCAAGGCGUCGGGUGCCCCUACAUCUAUGGAUAUCUGAUUGAAGAGAUAAGAGUAGACAAUUUUGGUGUUACAAAUGUUGUCUUUUCGGUUGUUCAAAGUGAACGCGGACCUACAUCGAGGGAUAGGAUUUCAUGUAAAUGUGUGAAACAAUUGAUAACAGUAAUUUAAUUCAUGGGACGAGAAAAGAAUAA